Messenger RNA from Glycine soja, 810 nucleotides. RefSeq names its product squamosa promoter-binding-like protein 3. The coding region runs from base 120 to 545 and encodes 141 amino acids. Gene Ontology annotation, molecular function: DNA-binding transcription factor activity; DNA binding. The record is from RefSeq and is a predicted model, not a curated record. Gene Ontology annotation, cellular component: nucleus. Lineage: Eukaryota; Viridiplantae; Streptophyta; Magnoliopsida; Fabales; Fabaceae. The transcript has 2 exons. Gene Ontology annotation, biological process: flower development.
AGUUUUAAGUAUUUAUAUCAACUAUUUAUGGUCAUGUUCUCCUUAAGUAACUUCCGAGUCCUUUUUUUUUAUUUUUUUCUUUUAUCAUAACCUUCUUCUGGAGCUCUGUGGAAGUUACUAUGGACACAAGCAGGUCUGAGGGAAAAAGGGUCAUGAGGUACAAAGAAGAAGAUGAUGAUAAUGAUGAUGAAGAAGAAGAGGUGGUGAGUGAGAUGGGUUUUGAAGAAGAUGGAAGGAGGAAUAAGAGAGUAAUAAGAGAUCUCUAUGGAAAGAGAGGGUCCAAAGGUGGAGGCUCAAUAACACCUUCUUGCCAAGUGGACAAUUGUGAUGCUGAUCUGAGUGAAGCUAAGCAGUACCACAGAAGACACAAGGUUUGUGAGUACCAUGCCAAGGCUCCUUCCGUACACAUGGCAGGGCUGCAACAAAGGUUUUGCCAACAAUGUAGCAGAUUCCAUGUGCUAUCAGAAUUUGAUGACUCAAAGAGGAGUUGUAGAACGCGGUUGGCUGGGCAUAAUGAGAGGCGUCGCAAAUAUGCAGUUGACUAGCUACCAUGGACAAUGAUUUCUUCUAUGGGAUGGACAUUAAUAAUCAUUGAGGCAAGCAUGUGAUUAAUGAAAUUAAAUUUCCCAUUCAAAUCUUCAUAAAUCAUUGUUGCUGGUCUCUAAGGAUGCUCUCUAUCUUCUGUCAAGAUUUUCAUAUGCAAAGAUUUUUCUGUUAGUUACAACUAUGAAAGGAUAUUUCUACUUAAUUAGAACUUUUAUUAUAUUUUGGUUUGAGAUAAAUGGAAAGAAGAAAUUUUAAUGAGUUUCA